Molecule: messenger RNA, 1272 nt
Organism: Carya illinoinensis
Lineage: Eukaryota; Viridiplantae; Streptophyta; Magnoliopsida; Fagales; Juglandaceae
Product: lysine-rich arabinogalactan protein 19
Exons: 2
Coding region: 227-1018 (263 amino acids)
Cellular component (GO): plasma membrane
Source: RefSeq, a predicted model, not a curated record
AUAUUGUGAGGUUGAAACACGAUUACUAAGCUCAGCCUUGAAGGGUCUAAAAGCCUUAACAACUUCGUUUGCCAAAUCAUUAGAAGGGAUGUAGCAAUCACAUGAGCCAUGAAGACUACAUCUCUCCCUCCAACAUUACACAGCCCGUUUUUUACUCCUCCCAACUCCCUCUCUGUCGUAUAUAUCAAACCACCACUAUGUCUCAUCAGUUCUCAUCUUCACAGAAAUGGCUUCAAUGUUGUGUGCUUUCUUUCUAGUUUUUCUUAGCUUUCCGCCAUUUCUUGGCAAUGCACAAGCACCGGUGGCCGCACCGGCUAACUUGCCAACCACAACACCGGCUGCACCAUCGAAUUUGCCUACUGCAAAGCCGCCGGCUUCUACCACACCAUCAUCAGCAACAAAACCACCGGUAAGUGCAGCAACAACCCCACCUGCCACAACUCCUGUCUCAUCACCACCUCCUAAAGUUCCACCAACUGUAAGCCCAACAGUCCCGCCCCCUCAAAUUCCACCUCCACAACCCCCACAAGCUCCACCUGUCUCGACCCCAUCACAGCCACCAGCAUUGCCACCACCACCAGCUACUUCACCACCACCUCUACCACCAGCUUUACCCCCACCACAGGUAUCUCCAGUACCAAGCCAAGCACCACCAGUGCCUGCCCCCGCAAAGGAGGCACCGACACCAGCACCACUGCCAUCACCACCAGCACCAGCACCAGCGCCAGUUAAAGAGGCACCAGUUCCAGCACCCAUCUUAGUGCCCUCACCUGCUCCAGCUCCCACAAAGCACAAGAAGAGGAGGCGGCACAGGCACAAGAGACAUCAUCAUGCCCCAGCACCAGCACCAACUAUUCAGAGCCCCCCGGCACCUCCUACAGUGGUAGACACACAGGAAACAUCACCAGCACCAUCCCCAAAUUUGAAUGGAGGGCUUGCACUACGUCAGCAGGGAGGAAGGUCCGGAAGGUGGAUGAGUACAGGGGUCAUAGUUGCCAUUCUGCUAGCUCUUACAUAAUACAAUUCCUGGAAAUCUUGCAUGAUGAAGAUUUGUUGUUAUACUGGAGAGAUGAUUAUUUCAUUAUAAGAAAAGAUAUAGGAAUGAAUAAUAAGGAGACUGCACCAAAUUGCAAGGUUUUUGUAGUUCCAAAUUUUAAACGGUUAAUUUUUAAUGAAAACAUGCUUUGAUUUGUAACACAGACAUGAAACUGUUGAACAGAGAACUCAAUCGAGCUUAAUGAACUGAAUGCCACACAUCAAAGUUGAUCGGUA